AUGUACAUCUUUUACGUUCUUUACAUCGUACUGCUGACGUUCGAAUAUUUUGACUGUGGAAGGGUGCAUAAGAUUCCAGUUGCCUUAAACCAAAGGGAAAUUCGUUACGCCGAUGACCCAACUUGUUCGCGUAAUCCGAACAAUCCAAACAAUUCGAAGAAAACUCCGGAGAAAAGUAGUAACAUCGCGCAGAAGGCUGCACAGGAAGCUAAGGCUGCUUCGGAAGCGCAGAAUAUCGCUGGUCAGCAAGCCGCUCGUCAAGUAAAGACACAACUGGCCGAAAAAGCGGUACAGGCUGCAAAAGCAGCGGAGGAAGCGCUCACAGGCAAGAAAGUCGUAGUGGAUCAGUUGCAAGAAGAAGUGAGAGAAGCGCAAUCGGUUGUUCAAGAGGAAUCCUCGUCCUUGGAACAGGAACAAGCUAAUGUUAACGCAGCUUUACAAGCAGCGCGUCAGUCGCAAGAUCAGUUAAAGACGCUGACGCACGCAGUACAAACGGCUAAGGCGAACGCGGCCAAUGCCCAGGCUGCCGCGAAUGGAGCUCAAAAAACUUUACGAGACAAGGAAGAAUUGGUGGACGCGGCGAAACGGCGGGUCGAGGAACUGUCGAAUCAGCUGAGAGCCGCUAAACAGGAACUCGCCAACACGAAUCGAGCAGCUGCUAAAGCAAAUGCCGCCGCUAACGAGGCGAAAGCCAACGCCAGUAGGAACAAAAGGCGACUGGAAAACAUUCGGAGGAUGAGGAUCAUGAAAAGGUAA
Bombus terrestris (buff-tailed bumblebee) is the source of this 756-nucleotide messenger RNA. RefSeq lists its product as uncharacterized. NCBI's taxonomy places the organism in Eukaryota, Metazoa, Arthropoda, Insecta, Hymenoptera, Apidae. The transcript is spliced from 5 exons. The coding region runs from base 1 to 756 and encodes 251 amino acids. The record is from RefSeq and is a predicted model, not a curated record.